GGAAACGAACAAAGUCAAAAGGCAACUUCUUUUUGCACCGGGGCUGGGGUUUCUGCUGCACAUUUAUUUUUUAUUAUUAGAGAUUAAUUUUAAGCACAUUUCAGUAAGUUUUCUCAUGAAUGACCCAGUGUAGCUACAGAACAAAACCAAGCAAUCUAGCUACGCAUCUACAGCCAGUAGCUAAAACUUAUUUUGUGCAGUGAGGGUGCACAGGUAUGAAAUUAGCUAAUUCUGGUAUUUUUUGUUCUGGGACAAACAUGGAUCUUUGCAGCCUCAGAUUCUGACAAUACCUGAUGCAGCUGGCCAAGCCCUUCUUGCAGUUUCUGUGAAUCUUCCGGAUUCACUUGUGUGAAGUGAGCAGUAUUUAUUUGCCGCUAGUUCAAUUUUUUAAGUAAACUAGCUUGCUAGUUACGUGCAUUUUGUGUGCAACAGCGAGUUUGAGUGCACUGAGCAUUCCAAAACGGCUUUCAGCACUGCGUGGGCCGGAGACUCAACAUGUCACUGUCUAGAAGCACAGGUUUGUGUGACUGGCGAGCAGUGCACACUUCCUCUUAGAGGACAGCACAGCCGUUCACAUCACUGAGUUCAUGGAGAGAAAAGAAGGGAGAAAGAAAAAGCAUGGACUGAAGAUGCCAGAUGAAGCCUUCAAGAAGGAGCCCAACCCUGUGCCUCCUCGAAACUUAGACUCAAGGACCUUCAUCACUAUAGGAGACAAGAAUUUCGAGGUGCAGGCGGAUGACCUGGUGUCAUUGUCAGAGCUGGGACGUGGGGCGUACGGCGUUGUUGAGAGGGUACGACAUGCACAAAGUGGAACCAUCAUGGCUGUCAAGAGGAUCAGAGCGACGGUCAACUGUCAGGAGCAGAAGAGGUUACUGAUGGACCUGGACAUCUCCAUGAGGACGGUGGACUGCCCCUACACUGUCACCUUCUAUGGAGCCCUGUUCAGAGAGGGGGACGUGUGGAUCUGCAUGGAGUUGAUGGACACCUCACUGGACAAGUUCUACAAAAAAGUGGUUGAGAAAGGGAAGAAGAUACCUGAAGACAUCCUGGGCAAAAUUUCAGCGUCUAUUGUCAAAGCAUUAGAACAUUUACAUAGUAAGCUGUCUGUGAUUCAUAGAGAUGUGAAGCCUUCCAACGUCCUUAUCAACAAAGAGGGCCAUGUGAAGAUGUGUGACUUCGGCAUCAGUGGGUACCUGGUGGACUCCGUGGCUAAGACGCUGGACGCCGGCUGCAAGCCUUACAUGGCGCCGGAGAGGAUCAACCCAGAGCUCAGCCAAAAGGGCUACAAUGUGAAGUCGGAUGUGUGGAGUCUGGGAAUCACACUGAUUGAGCUGGCCAUUCUGCGCUUCCCCUACGAGUCCUGGGGCACUCCCUUCCAGCAGCUGAAGCAGGUGGUGGAGGAGCCGUCCCCCCAGCUGCCCGCUGACCGCUUCUCUAAGGAGUUUGUGGACUUCACAACACACUGUUUGAAAAAGAAUCCCUCAGAGAGAUUGAGCUACCUUGAACUCAUGGAACACCCCUUCUUCAAGACACAUGAAUCCAAGGAAACAGACGUGGCUUCAUUUGUGAAAGAGACUCUUGAUGAUGGCCAGAACUGAGCCCUGGCCCUCUCCUACUGAUCUGCUUUAGCAUGAAAGUGUACACGAUUCUUUCUUGAUUCCCAGUUCAAAAGGGCGAGUAUGGCUCACCACACACGAUUCGGAUAAGUGGAAUGACCUCACAGCGGUCAAGCGUUUUUUUUGUGUUUGUUUUUGCCUUUUUCCAUCUUUUUUGAAAGAUAGGUGAUGAUGAAAUGGCUCUAACAGAACCAUAAAAUCAAAAUAUGGAGUUGUAAUUUAGCAUUUGGUUUUCUCGGGAAAAUUAAUGCUAAGAUUUGAGUAAACAAAAUAUUCCCCAUGAUUUUCCAAAAGUGAUAACACAUGAGUAGAAUUACUGCCUGUGCCUAUGAUGCAUAGCACUCUCUUUCAUAACACGUCUCACAAACUGCUGUGGGUACUACAGACCAGCUUAAGCUUGUAAGGGGCUACU
Messenger RNA from Megalops cyprinoides (Indo-Pacific tarpon), 2028 nucleotides. Its product is annotated as dual specificity mitogen-activated protein kinase kinase 3-like. The transcript has 13 exons. Lineage: Eukaryota; Metazoa; Chordata; Actinopteri; Elopiformes; Megalopidae. Gene Ontology annotation, biological process: protein phosphorylation; MAPK cascade. The record is from RefSeq and is a predicted model, not a curated record. Gene Ontology annotation, molecular function: MAP kinase kinase activity; ATP binding. Bases 588 to 1598 code for a protein of 336 amino acids.